Molecule: messenger RNA, 9901 nt
Organism: Schistosoma turkestanicum
Lineage: Eukaryota; Metazoa; Platyhelminthes; Trematoda; Strigeidida; Schistosomatidae
Source: the annotation of a GenBank genome assembly
AUGUACCGGAUUUAUUUUGAAACCUAUUCUGCUCACUACAAAAUCUAUAAAUGUAAUAGGAGACAUGUACAUAAUUCGUUGUUCAUUAACUUUGAUGUUAAAGAAGACAGAGUGGAUUGUGUUGCGCUUUUUAAUACGAUAAUUAUGAUCACUCCUAAUGAAAUUCAACACAGUCGAAACGUGAAUGCAUUCCAAUCUGUCGCAACAAAUUUAUAUCACUCUAACCCUGCAAAAAUGGCUGCUAUUACUGCUACUCAAUCGCAUUGUACUAGACCAUCUUCUGUACCUGGUUGUUUUGCACAUAGAGAAGAUUUCAGUGUUUCCAUAAAAAAUCAAUUAUCUCCUGUAAACUCUGAUAACCUAUCUCCAUAUGGUAAAAUUAGCCCAAUCUAUCAGUUGUCUUUAUCACCACCACCACCACCUAUCAAUACGUGCAAUGAAGAAUAUAUUUCGCCUGAUUUAAAAGAUUCAGCAGUUAAUCAUGAAAUUCCCCAAAAGGAUUAUGUACCUACGAAUUCACCUCAGUCCACUCUUGUUAUUUCAUACUCAGGCAGAGAGGGUUGUAUGCCUUCUCCAUUUCAUCAUCAUCAUCAUUCAAAUUCCCCUCAUUGUUUGCGUAAUUCAUCAGUAGUAGUCAGCAAUUCGCCUCCUAAUAAUAACAAUAAUAAUAAUAAUUCAAUUGAAAAUAACAAUGUAAUUGAUCAAAACAGUAGUCAUCACAGUGAUACGAAUGAAUCGCUAGUAUUAUUUGACUUCCCUAAAUUAUUGACAAAAUCUGAUGGAAGUUUUAUUGUGAAUUGGCCAACCGAUGUUAUUCUACCAAAGAACACUGAAGGACAAGAGAUUUGGAAUGAUGAUCAUCAACUACACUUGAUAAAUGUUGUUAUUAUAACUGUGGUUGAUCAAAAUGGACAAAUAUUAUAUUAUGAAAAAAACCUAUCAAAUCGACAGCACAAUCUUUGCUUAAAAACUACUGACGGCGACGAUGAUGAAGAUGUUUUUGCUGAGUUAAAAAUUGGUGACAGUUGGAGUAGUAGCAUACAAGAUGAUGAUUUAACAAUUUGGAAGGAGCAUACUUCGAAAAUAUUUCAUGAAGCAUCACGUUGGUUCAAUGCCCGAAAUGCUUUACUUGAACAAAAUCUCCUAUCAAUCCAAAAUGACGAUAGUACGAUAAGUAAUCAUGAUCAACAAACAAAUUCUAAUAAUAAUAACUUAAUUUCUGCAGAAAAAAACUCUUGCAAUCGUCAUUUAUUCGAUUGUCCUAUAUAUCGUAUGAGAUUUGGUCAAAAAUGGUUUAAUGUGCAUACGUUUAGUUUACCUGUGAAUCGUUGUUGUAUUAAUAAUAACAAUAACAAUAAUUCACGCCUUUUACAAUCAUCCAAUAUGUCAUUAUGUGAACUGUUUGUAGUACAUUAUCAUAAUGUUCUUUGUGAGUAUGAUCAGAGUGUAGAAUCGACUGGUUCCAAUAUAGCACAGUGUACUGUGUCUAUGAAUUCAAUCGGAACAGAUUGUCCUAAUUCUCAUUCAUCUACAUGUGAAGAACCGACAUUGUCACAUUUAGUCACAUCUACUAUAGAUAACAAUCAUCGAAUUGGUGAAUUGUCCAGUAGUGAUAAUAAAAAUCUUUCUGUUUCCAGUAGUAAUACUUGUCUUUCACAUACCAAUUCACCGGAUACAUCUGUUGCUGCUGCUGCUGCUGGUGAUAGUAGUGGUGAACGGACAUUAGUCUUCAAGUUGACUUCAUCGCCAUCAUCCUCUCGUGUAUUAUUACCUCAUCAUCAUCAUCAUCAUGUUCACCUUACACAUCAUCAUCACCAUCAUCCUAGUGAGAUUGAUGAUGCAACAACCACACUAACAUCAACUAUUAACAAUAAUCCAUUGUCAAAUCCUAAUCAUCGUCAUCAUGAUCAUCACCAUCAUCAUCAUUAUGUCCGUCAUCAUCAUCAUCAUCAUCCACCGGAUAAUAUAACUUCUCAUGAUUCACCUCAAUCGGUAAUCAUUUCUCAUUUUCCUCAUGACAAUUCUUUCGGAGAGCAAUCUACCGAGUCUGCUGAUACAUCACAUAGACAUAUGCAUGAUCAACGAAACAUCAAUGUAGAUAAUGUUGAUUGUUGUGAUUCAAUUGUUGUUCAUCAUAACGAUUCAAUGAAUUACCCGUCAUUAUCUUGUCGAACAAUUACAAAUCAUGAUGAAUGUCAACCUUCUCACCUCUUAGAUCCAUCACAUCCUCAUCAUCAUCAUCAUCUUCACCAUCACCAUCAUCAUCAUCCACUUAUUCAUACUGGAGAACAUUUACACCAUGUGAAUUAUCAUCCUUGUUCUUCUCAUCAGAACGAUAAAUCAACGCUAACCGAGUUUGUACCUACAUCUUCAUCGUCGUCAUCAUCAGCAUCAUCUUCCAUUAUGAAAUCUAAUUCAUCGGUUCUUGGUUUGAAUAGAUCAAAGUCACAAUCUCAUUCAGAACAUUCGUCUACUACAAUGCCAUAUGAAAAUGUUAAUAUGAUUGGAACAUUCUGUGAUAAUAAUAAUAAUAAUAAUAAUAAUAAUAGCAAUUCAUUACUAUCGGAUUUAAGUAGUGAUUCAGUAGUAUAUGAACAUGGUGAUACAACAACAUUUGUACCCUCGAAUUGUAAUGACGAAUUUCAUAGUCAUUCAAAUACUUAUCAUUACAAUAGAAAUAAUAAUAGUGAUAGUGAUAAUAAUAAUAAUAAUAACUGUACUAGUAUUUAUUCAACUGAUCAUUCUCGCUUAUUACGUCAGAACAAUGAAAUUAUUAACUCGGGUAAACAGAGUUCUAAUGAUGAUAAUCCUUCAACUGUUGAAAGUUUUCAUAAUCCAUCAACAAAAAAUGAUACUGUCCAUGGUCAAUCAAUGCAUACAGAUCGUCAGAAUGAUAGUUGCAGUGUAAAACAAAGAUCAUUGAAUAAAAAUCAAUACGAUAGACGAAUUUUAAUGUUACAACAUCUUUUACCACCGCAAGCAAUACAAGAAAUUCGUCAAAUAUGGCAAGAAAUGAAUAAACUAACUAAAAUUGAUACAGAAAUCUCCAGAUCCACAAAUGUAACAUCAAUUCCUACUACUCCUGCUACUGCUACUCUUGCAGGUGCUACAAAUCUUCACUCUUCAUCUCAUCCUCCUCCUUCUAAUAAUGUAUCAUCAAAUAUUGUUGUACGUGAAAGUUUUGCUCGUCAAGUACGUCAAAUUGUUCGACAAUAUCUUGGGCCUAAAGCAUUUAGCACAGAUAAUUUUACAUCUGUAACUCAUUCUCGCUUAAUCAUGGAUUCUGGUUUGAAAACAACAACACCAACACCAACAACUAAUAAUAACAAUAAUAAUAAUGCUGACGAAGAUGAUGAUGACGAUGAUGUUGUUAUGGUACAAUUGGAUAAUAAAAAUCAACAAUCCUCUUCCAUGUUAAUCGAUUGUGAUGAACUGCCAAAACACUCCACUUCCAAUUCUACUGCCAAUGUCAUUGAAGAAACGAACAAUUCUUUUACUACUAGUUCUAUUGUUUUGUCGACCACAACAACAACAACAACAAUACCGUCUACUACUUCAUCAUUAUGUGGUAUUCGUGAUACAACAACAUCGCCUACAUCGGAAAUGUUCUCAUCUGAAAUGUCACACAACCUAGUUCGUAAUAAUAAAACUACUGCGAGUGCUGUGGACACUACUGAUUCAAGUGUUGUAUGGCCUAAUGUGACAGCCACUAGUGUCACUUCAUCUAAAAUUACUAAUAAUACAAAUCAUGAAGUGUCUACCACACCUUAUAGUGGAACAGUAUGCAAUAGUAGUAGUGGUAGUUCAUCAUUACCAUCCUGUAUAAAACAAACAGAUCAACGAAUUGUUUCACAGUCAAUUGAUAAUAGUGGUGAUAAUCUUCUCAGUGAAACUCCAUACACUUCAUCUAGCAGCAGUACUACUAGUAGUAAUAGUAGUGAUUUACCGCGAGUAUCAACUAAUUCACAAUGUUGUAUGCUUGAAUGGUUAUUAUCAGAGGAAGCAGAUCUUUGCAUACUACCACCAUCAUUAUGUUCAUCGAAAAAUGACGAUAAACUACAGCAGCAGCAACAGUCAACUUCUGGAAUUUCGUCAGUAGUAACAUCAUGUUGUCAAUUACCUGCGUCUAGUCAACAAAUACACCAUUUACAAUAUAGCGGCGGUUGUUCACCUAACACUACUAUAACAGAAAAAGCUUACAGUCCUAUCUCAACAUCAUCAUCAUCAUCAUCAAUGUGUCAGCAGAAAUUUCAUCAUGAACGUUCAUUAUUAUCCUCUAAUCAUAAUGGUUCAUUGAUGAUGAUGACGACGACUACUACUACUGUUGGUACUACUAGUACUAGUACUACUACUACUACUGUUACUUCAUCAACCAAUUUGCCGUACAUUGAAAUUCGUUCAGCAUCAUCAUCAUCAGCGUCUGCACAACCACGAACUGAAAGUUUAUUAGUUCGUCUAUUGCAUCCAACAAAAAAUCAUACUAUUGGACAUCAUAACACAGAUAUGAAUACUACUUAUGAUGUAGGAGGACAUUUAUCGAAGUUCGCUUCUUCAACAUUGCUGUCACGUUCUGUAGCAACAACAACAAUAACACCAACCUCUCAAUCUAUUCCAGAAACAAUGGAUUUUAACACACCUAUUCUAAUUACAAAUACUCCAAGUGAUAUUAACAAUGUGGUUGUUGUACAACGACAAUUAAUUGACAAUAGAAAAUCCGAUUGUCGAUUAUCGAUUGCUGUUUCUUUAGAUAAUCUUUGUAAUAGUCACCAGCCGACAAUGAAUAAUACUACCACCACUAGUAAACGAUGUCGUAGCGGUCCUGUCACUACAACACAAUCCAUUUUAUCACCUUCCAAUAUACCACCAUCAACCGGUAAUAAACGUACACGACAUGCAUCACAAUUUGAAGAACCUCUUCUUCCUCAUCUACCUGCUCCGCCUGUUCCACCUGCUUCCUCUUCACUAUGUACAAGAAACAAUUCUGGUACAUCGGAUCAUCUACAUCAGAAUGAUGUAAUUCCUAGUCCACCGUUUACAUCAUUAACACAAUUACUGUUACAAGAUUUUCCAUUAGUCUCAGAUAUGAUGUUAUAUUCGUCAAUGGAUAAUUCUCCCAAGUACACUGGAGUAAAUGAUGAUGAUGAUGAUGAUUAUUAUCCUUGUAAAUCGAUUAAAUCUUCUUCCUCAUGUCUGACAAAUGAACAAAAUUAUGCACAUUUUCAAUCUAAUCCCAUGAUGAUGAUGAUAACCAAUGAAGAAUCUACAAGAAGAAAUCAAGAUCUAUUCACCAAUGCCAAUAAUGUUGUUGCUUACAGUCAACAUCUACCGCUGCCACCGGCGUCUUCUUCUUCUGCCUCGUCGUCUGAUCCACCUAACGAAAACACCUUAUCCACACUGUCUUGGUCAACCUCAGCGCCCAACUCUAAUAUCCAGUCAAAAUUAGAUAAUAAUGAUAAAUAUCUUGUAAUGAAAAUCAGUAAACAAUCAGAUAUCAGUUGUAAUUCUAAUUCUAUUAAUAAUUCAAUGCCUGGACAAUCGAGUUUAUGUCAAUUAUUAUUAAAUGCUCAAUUAGAACCAGAUGAAAUAACAUGUGCUGUAGCAAAUGUAGAAUACAAUUCAAAUUUGCCAUUGAAUUGUUGUGAGACUACUUAUUCUACAAUGAAUAAUUAUUCGACAAUUAGUCAUACUGAUAAAAACAAUGAACAAACUAAUUUACAAUUCACAUCGACUGUGGAUAACAAUCAAUCGUUCAGUAAAUUACUUGCUAGUAAUACUAGUAAUACCAAUAGUAGUUGUGCUGAAACAUCCUCCUCCACCUCAAUACUAGCACCAGCGCCACCACAACCGCUACCCACAUCGUCCUAUUCAAUAGCUCCAGUCGAAUGGAAUGAUGACGAUCUGCAACAGUUAAUCCAUGAAGCAAUCACUAAUCCAAAUGAGACGAUAUUAGAUGAAAAUAAUAAUCCCCUGAGUACAUGUUCACCAUGUUCGUCUUCUUCAUCAUCACUCUUGCCUAAACGACAUCCAUCGACUACUUCAUCGAAAGAGAUAUCUGAAGAAGUGGAGAUUCUAUGCGAGAUAUUGAGACGUGAUGAAUUGGAAAGAAGUAGUCAACAUGUUGAUCAUUGUGAUACGACUACUACUACUAAUAGUAGUAGUACAAAUAGUACUGCUACUACUACAGAGGCCGGUAAUAAUAAUAAUAAGUCCUUAUCAUAUUUAAGUGAAUCACCCAGUUCUAAACGAUCCCGUUUCUCUUCAUCCACAUCCAUGUCGGAUCAUCAAACAGACACGGUGAUCAAUGAUGAGAAUGCUGUAGUGGUUGUUGGAGAUGGUGAAUUGAUUAAUUAUCUGGAAGAAGAUGAUGUGAAUUGGCAAAAUGAUGCUAAAGCAGUUGCACGUAUCUGUGAACAAUUACAACAAGGUUUGGUGACAGAGAAAUUGCCAGUCACAUUAGUGAAAAACAACAGCAACACUAACACUGUAACAGAAUUAUCUGGUUAUUCUUCGAAAAUGAACAAUACUAGUUAUACUUCUACCUCAUCUAAUAAUGUUUCGGAUUAUUUAAUUAAUCAUCGAAAUGAUAUGUCAGUGAAAUAUACUGCUCCAGCGCCAAAUCCAGCAAUGACUAAUUUAAUGACUACAACUUGUACAACAUGGUCAACAACUUAUUCACAUCCAAUGACAAAUUGUACUAAUCAACGUACUGUACUAUUACAACGUCGUCAUCCUAGUGGAAAUAAUCAGCGUACUGCCACUACUCCUACUGCUGCUAUUGUCACUACCACUACCACUACUACUACUACUCCUACAAAUGUUGUCAAUAAAGCCGCUGUAGCUGCUGCUUUAGCUAGUCAACAAGCUGCAGCAAGUCAACGUAAUCAAUUGACACAUCAACGUCUUUUAGCUGAACAACGUAAACGUCUUAUUCAACAUCAAUUAUACAAUCAAGUUGCUAUCUAUUCACUCAAUAAUCCAUCGACAACUCAUCGAACUGCUUUAUCGAAUUCCGAUUGCAACUCACAUAUGAUGAAUACAUUUUUUGUCAAUGAAAAUAUUUACGGUAUACAAAAUCUUUCUUCGUCUGCAUCUUCAAACACUCUUCCUGUUAGUAAUAAUAAUAAUAAUCAUAAUCAUAAUAAUCCAACUUAUCAAUUAUUACAUGUUAUGCCCAAUAAAUCAAUUAAUCGAAAAUCUUUACCACUAGAUACUACUCAUACUUCCAUAAGUAGUAGUAGUAUGAGUAGUGGUACACAAAAUUUCAAUACAAAUUUAUUAAAUUUAAAUGCUACUACAGUGAAUUCAUUAAAUUCAUCUGCAUUCAAUAGUGGAACAACAUCAAGAGGUGGUAAUUUUCAUCCUCCUCCUCCUCUUCACCAUCAUUAUCAACAUCCUCCAGAGGAUUUAUCUCGAUAUUUAAAAGAAGUUGGUCCAAAUAUACAAGUACAACUUUCUUAUUCAACUCCUACAAUGGAUAAUCAUCAGUUGAGUAGUAAUAAUACUAGUAGUAGUAGUACAACACAUCAACUUUCUCAUGGCUAUUCCACAUUACAUCAUCCUCAUCAUAAUGCAACAAUACGAAUGCAGAAACCAUCGAUCAAACAUCAAUUAGCAACGACAACAACGACAACAACAACUAAAACAUCAGCUGUAACAACUGCUACUACUACUACUCCAUGUACGCCAAUACUAUCAUCGUCAUCAUCAUCGUCCGUAGAACAUAAUGCUCAAACUAGUUUACUACAACAAUCAGGUAUGAUUCAUUCAUUGGCCAACAAUUCAUCAGACUAUUAUACUCAUCAGCAGCAGCAUCAUCAGCAUCAGCAUCAUCACCAAACAUCAACAAUGAGUGGUCAAGGUGGUUGUGGUAGUGGUAGUAGUAGUAAUCUGUCCAAAGAAGAAUCUCUAUUGUUAUUACAUAAUCAAAAACAUUUUUCAUUUGUGAAUAAUGGUAAUCACAAUAGUAACAAUAAUAAUCAUAAUAAUAAUCCUAAUGAUAACAGUUGUCUUGUGAAAGCAGAACUUCGUCAAGCAUUAGUUGAUCGUCAGGGUAUUUGUCAGAAGAAUUCUGUUGUUCCUGCAUGUGCCACUACUACUACUACUACUGCUACUACUACCAUUACUACAACUUCUUGUGAUAAUAAUCAUAGAAAUUUUCAAUACUCUCAGGUAUCUUCUAAUCAAUUCUCCAAUGACCCUCCUCCUCCAAUCAGUACUUAUCAAGUUGGUUCUUCACCCAGUAGUAGUACCAUGUGCUGCUCCAUAUCCUCUUCCUGUGUUUCUCGGCUACCAUUAUCGAGUACUAGUAGUAGUAGUAAUAGUAAUUUGAUAUUAACACACAAUCAAAAUGUCUAUUCGAAUUUAUCCUCAACUGGGAAUUGUUCUGAUUGGUCUAUACCUCAACCAAUUUAUAAUGUUGUACCAUUACAACAACAUCAGGAAAUCAAUUCUAAUUUAAACAAUAAUAAUAAUAAUUGUGUUUAUCCUCAAUCCAUUCACUUACUGACCAAUCAUUAUCAUCCUCCUCCUCCUCCUCCUACUGUUGUUACUCAGGUUUUUUCCACUAAUCAAAGAACUAAUGAUUGCAAAAUGAAUGCAUUUAAUUAUUUCACACAGAAUGAUACAUCAUCAUCAGCAUCAUCAUCAUCAUUCUAUUGUAAUAAUGACAAUAAUAAUAAUUAUUAUUAUUCAAAUAUUGUAUAUCCUUUAACACCACCACCUCCACCACAUCAAUUGUGUAAUAGUUUAUCACCAAUCAGUAGUGUAUCAGCAAAUACUUCACCAAGUUCCAGUACAACCUCUCAACCACUGAGUGGUGGUGCUGGCGGUGGCGGUGGCAGUGGUGGUGGUCAUUACCUUAAAUCACCGCCACCUCCUUCAUAUCCACCACCAGCACCACCACCACCACCACAGGGAUCUGUAUGUCAAUCAUCGAUGGAAUUGACUUAUUCCUCUGCUUGUUCAACAUCAUUAGACAAUUUAAUUCAUCAUUAUUAUGAAAUCACUGCAACAAAUGGAUCAUUAAUUGAUGAUGGUGAUGUUGAUGAUGAGUGUUCCACAUUUCCAACUGGUCAUCGUCGGACAUUAUCCACUACAACAAGUUCGUCGAUAGCAUCUUGUCAAUUUAAUAAUAGUCAUACAACUCAGGAUGAUAUAUCUGUUACUACUCCCACUACUCCCACUGCUACUACUACUACACUGAUUGAUCCACAUUUGGAAUCUAUAUUCCAGUCGAAAUAUAAACAUCAGUAUUAUCAACAACAACAACACCAGCAACAGCAACAAGAAGAGAAUUUAUUGCCAGAUGAUUUAAUCAAUGAUGUGUUCGAUCUUGAAAUUAUGAUUGCAACUAAGCAUCAACAGCAACAGCAGCAACUACAACUACAACACCAAUCACAGUCAAAUUAUCAUCAUUAUAAUUCGACAAAAGAGGAAUUAUCGUUUUUUCCUGAGACUACACCAUCAAGCAUUAUGAUCAAACAACAACAACAACCGCAACACAGUCAGUCGACUUUAUUGAAUUAUGGUAGUAGUUUUAAAACAUCCACAUGUCCAUCUUCCAGAUUGUCAUCUCCUUCUUUAUUGAAUGUUACAAGCCAAUCCUCCUCCUCCUCCUGUUCCACCUCCGCUAUUCAUCAUACUACUAGUGCUACUCCGCCUGAAUCUGCAGUGAUUGUUAUUGUGACAAGAUAGUUUGCUAUUUUUCCUGCUAUUUUCGUUGAGCAUAUUAUAAAUCAAGAAGAAGUGAGCGCCACUGAUGACGACAACGACAACAACAGCAACACGGAUUAUUACGUCAUCGUCAUCAUCUUCGUUUAAUCAAAUGAAUGAAUCAUUGAAGAGAAUGUCUAAUUUUUGUCUACAAUUUUAGAAAUCUAUCAAUACUUUAUACAUAAAUUGC